Messenger RNA from Darwinula stevensoni, 4794 nucleotides. The record is from the annotation of a GenBank genome assembly. NCBI's taxonomy places the organism in Eukaryota, Metazoa, Arthropoda, Ostracoda, Podocopida, Darwinulidae.
GUCGUAGGUCUGUCGGUUCUCCGACUUGUGACGAUAAUGCAUUCGUGGCCUGUGAAGUCAAAGGAGACACUGACUUCUGAAGUUGUGACUUAUGAAGUUGUGACUGAUGUGCUACUUGUGGCCAGGGGAAGCUACAGCUUGACUGGAUCCAAGGUGCUUGGAGAUUCAGACCCAAGGCAAGAGUGUAGGGUGUUGAGUGUUGCCGCGACGCUCAAAGGAGAACUGAGACCACGCGUGUCAAAACUCAGUUCAAAUGAGACUCUUCUCUCCUGUGAAAAGUUCAAAGAAACAUUCGGGCUGAUGAACAACUCUGAAUGGCCCAAGCUCUUGCACUCGGAGGAAAGACGAUUCAAAUGCGACACCUGUGGCAGGGUAUAUCACCAGAAAGAUAAUCUAAAUGCCCAUAUAUGGCUGAAACAUUCAAGUGGGAGGACAAUCAAGUGUGGUGCAUGUGGGGAAUCAUUCAAAGUAAAUCCUGAUUUGGGCCAUCGUGUCAACCAAGUCCAUUCUAUCGAAAAGCCAUUCAUAUGUAAACCAUGUGGAAAAGGAUUCUCGUCAAAGUUGCAGCUUCGACACCCCAUACUUGUUCACACAGUUGAAAAGCCGUUCAAGUGUGAAACCUGCGGCAGUGCAUUUCGUCAGAAAGUUACUCUGCACAUCCACCAGCAGCUCAAACAUUCGAAUAACCGGCCAUUCAAGUGUGAUGAGUGUGGGAAGUCUUUCAAAGUGAAGCCUGGUUUAAGACAGCAUGUCAAGCAAGUCCAUUCCAUUGAGAAGUCAUUCAACUGUGAAACCUGUGGCUGUGCAUUUCAUCACAGAGAUAAUCUGAACCUGCUUCAACAGCAAAAACAUGCAAAAGAAAGGCCAUUCAAGUAUGGUCUCUUGCACUCGGAGGAAAGACGAUUCAAAUGCGACACCUGUGGCAGGGUAUAUCACCAGAAAGAUAAUCUAAAUGCCCAUAUAUGGCUGAAACAUUCAAGUGGGAGGACAAUCAAGUGCGGUGCAUGUGGGGAUUCAUUCAAAGUAAAUCCUGAUUUGGGCCAUCGUGUCAACCAAGUCCAUUCUAUCGAAAAGCCAUUCAUAUGUAAACCAUGUGGAAAAGGAUUCUCGUCAAACUUCGACACCCCAUACUUGUUUCACACAGUUGAAAAGCCGCUCAAGUGUGAAACCUGCGGCAGUGCAUUUCAUCAGAGAGGUGCUCUACACAUCCAUCAGCAGCUCAAACAUUCAAAUGAAAGGCCAUUCAAGUGUGAUGAGUGUGGGAAGUCAUUCAAAGUGAAGUCUAAUUUAAGGCAUCAUGUCAAGCGAGUCCAUUCCAUUGAGAAGCCAUUCACAUGUGAACCAUGUGGAAAGGGAUUCAAGUCAAAGUGUCGACUUCGACGUCAUAUACUUGUGCACACAGAUGAAAAGGCAUUCAAGUGUGAAACCUGUGGCAGUUCAUUUCAUCGCAAAGAUCAUCUGCGCAUCCAUCUACUGCGCAAGCAUACCAAUGAAAGGCCAUUCAAAUGUGAUGUAUGUGCAAAUUCAUUCAAAACAAAAUAUAAUUUAAGGUCCCACACCAAGUGUGUUCAUUCCAGUGAAAAGCCAUUCAAAUGUAAUCAGUGUGGAAAGGCAUUCAAGUGUGAAACCUGUGGCUGUGCAUUUCAUCACAGAGAUAAUCUGAACCUGCUUCAACAGCAAAAACAUGCAAAAGAAAGGCCAUUCAAGUACGCUAAGUCUGUUCCACCAAGAGGCCCUUCAUAUAUGGAGUCCUUGUGUUCCUUGGAAUCCUGUAGCGGUUUCACCAAAGCAUUCAGAGAAGGAGAACUGAGACCACAUUUGCUGCAAUACCAUUCUGAUGAAAAGCUUCUCUAUUGCGAAGAGGACGACAGAGAAUCCAGGUCGAUGAAUGGCCUUGAUGGUCACAAGCUGUUGCACUCGGGGGAAAGACCAUUUAAAUGUGACACAUGCACUUGCGCAUUUUCCUGCAAAUCCAUUCUAAGUGCCCAUAUACAGCAUAAACACUCAAGUGAGAGACCAUUCAAGUGUGGCGAGUGUGGAAAGUCGCUCAAAACAAAAUGCAGCGUCACGUCACCCAAGUCCCAUUCCGUCGAGAAACCAUUCACACGUGAACAGUGUGAAAAGGGAUUCAAGUCAAAGUCCCUGCUUCAACGCCACACCCUCGCGCACACCGACAGAGAGGCCAUUCAAGUGCGAAACCCGCGGCCGUGCAUCUCGUCAGAAAGCUACUCCGCGCAUCCACCAGCAGCUCAAACACUCGAACGACCGGCCAUUCCAGUGCGGCGAGUGCGGGAAGUCCUUCGAAGCGAAGCCUUCAGGCAGCGCACCAGCCACGUCCAUUCCAUCGAGAAGCCAUUCGGCACUGACUCUAAACCGGUUGCCAGUGGAAAACGAAUUAAAAAGAAAAGUGCAGGAAAGAAAUCUCGUGUUCAUAACCCAGCUGAGUCUCCGUGCAGCUCUGACGUAUGUGGAUCUGACCACAGUAAGGACUGCCUUUCACUUGAUGAACAGAAACAUUCUGAUGAAAGACCAUUCAAGUGUCCAUUGUGUGAGAAGACUUUUAGGUUCAUACCAAACUUGCGGCAGCAUGUGACCCACGUUCAUUCCGAUCGGAAGCCAUUCGUAUGCGAACUCUGCGGGAAAGGAUUCAAGACGAGGCAGAAACUCACCCGCCACACUCUCGUGCACACCGACGAGAGGCCCUUUGAGUGCGACACCUGUGGCAUGGCAUUCCAGGUGAAAGGCAGUCUGGACGUCCACGUCCGAUCGAGGCACUCGGAGGAAAGGCCGUUCGAGUGCGGUGUCUGCAGUAAGGCUUUCAAGCUGCAGAAGGGCCUCAAGAGCCAUGAAGUCUGCCACUCCGAGGAGAAGCCGUUCAGGUGUUACUUGUGCUCGUGCUCCUUCAAGAGAAAGGACGAGCUGCAGUCUCAUGUGAUCUUCCAUUUCGAUGGAAAACCAUUCAUUUGUACUCUUUGUAACAAGGCAUUCAAAUCAAAACAAGAAUUAGCUAUACAUCGCCACAGUCAUUCUGAUGAGAAGCACUUUGCAUGUCACCUAUGCAGUCGCAGUUACAAGUGGAGAGGGAAUCUGGUGCAACACGUGGCUCGUGUCCAUUCGAGUCGAGUGCCCGACGAUGGAAAACGAAUUAAAAAGAAAAGUGCAGGAAAGAAAUCUCGUGUUCAUAACCCAGCUGAGUCUCCGUGCAGCUCUGACGUAUGUGGAUCUGACCACAGUAAGGACUGCCUUUCACUUGAUGAACAGAAACAUUCUGAUGAAAGACCAUUCAAGUGUCCAUUGUGUGAGAAGACUUUUAGGUUCAUACCAAACUUGCGGCAGCAUGUGACCCACGUUCAUUCCGAUCGGAAGCCAUUCGUAUGCGAACUCUGCGGGAAAGGAUUCAAGACGAGGCAGAAACUCACCCGCCACACUCUCGUGCACACCGACGAGAGGCCCUUUGAGUGCGACACCUGUGGCAUGGCAUUCCAGGUGAAAGGCAGUCUGGACGUCCACGUCCGAUCGAGGCACUCGGAGGAAAGGCCGUUCGAGUGCGGUGUCUGCAGUAAGGCUUUCAAGCUGCAGAAGGGCCUCAAGAGCCAUGAAGUCUGCCACUCCGAGGAGAAGCCGUUCAGGUGUUACUUGUGCUCGUGCUCCUUCAAGAGAAAGGACGAGCUGCAGUCUCAUGUGAUCUUCCAUUUCGAUGGAAAACCAUUCAUUUGUACUCUUUGUAACAAGGCAUUCAAAUCAAAACAAGAAUUAGCGAUACAUCGCCACAGUCAUUCUGAUGAGAAGCACUUUGCAUGUCACAUAUGCAGUCGCAGUUACAAGUGGAGAGGGAAUCUGGUGCAACACAUGGCUCGUGUCCAUUCGAGUCGAGUGCCCGACGAUGACUCUAAACCGGUUGCCAGUGGAAAACGAAUUAAAAAGAAAAGUGCAGGAAAGAAAUCUCGUGUUCAUAACCCAGCUGAGUCUCCGUGCAGCUCUGACGUAUGUGGAUCUGACCACAGUAAGGACUGCCUUUCACUUGAUGAACAGAAACAUUCUGAUGAAAGACCAUUCAAGUGUCCAUUGUGUGAGAAGACUUUUAGGUUCAUACCAAACUUGCGGCAGCAUGUGACCCACGUUCAUUCCGAUCGGAAGCCAUUCGUAUGCGAACUCUGCGGGAAAGGAUUCAAGACGAGGCAGAAACUCACCCGCCACACUCUCGUGCACACCGACGAGAGGCCCUUUGAGUGCGACACCUGUGGCAUGGCAUUCCAGGUGAAAGGCAGUCUGGACGUCCACGUCCGAUCGAGGCACUCGGAGGAAAGGCCGUUCGAGUGCGGUGUCUGCAGUAAGGCUUUCAAGCUGCAGAAGGGCCUCAAGAGCCAUGAAGUCUGCCACUCCGAGGAGAAGCCGUUCAGGUGUUACUUGUGCUCGUGCUCCUUCAAGAGAAAGGACGAGCUGCAGUCUCAUGUGAUCUUCCAUUUCGAUGGAAAACCAUUCAUUUGUACUCUUUGUAACAAGGCAUUCAAAUCAAAACAAGAAUUAGCUAUACAUCGCCACAGUCAUUCUGAUGAGAAGCACUUUGCAUGUCACCUAUGCAGUCGCAGUUACAAGUGGAGAGGGAAUCUGGUGCAACACGUGGCUCGUGUCCAUUCGAGUCGAGUGCCCGACGAGUCGGUGAAGUCUUCGGCUUUGGGAGGCAUUGCUGAUGCAUAUCUGAACCGGCUCGGCCGUCGCACGUGUCCAGAUGACGUCAUCUUUGACCUGCUGCUCGAGCGAGUGAGAGGAGCCAGUGCCCGGAGGAGAGGGUAG